This is a messenger RNA of Chlamydomonas reinhardtii, 5363 nucleotides long. RefSeq lists its product as uncharacterized. Lineage: Eukaryota; Viridiplantae; Chlorophyta; Chlorophyceae; Chlamydomonadales; Chlamydomonadaceae. The record is from RefSeq and is a predicted model, not a curated record. The transcript is spliced from 15 exons. Bases 45 to 5012 code for a protein of 1655 amino acids.
GAACUCGGCCCCGGCGCACGUGCGCGAGUGCACACGGUGAUGUGAUGGACAACCUGAGGCGAGAGCGGCUCCUGCUGGGCUUGCAACCUGUGUCAGCAGGCGGAGGCAGUAGUGAGGAGGAUGAGGAGGAGCUGGUGUUUCGGCUGCAGCCGCCGUUCCGGGAGCGCACCGACUGUGCCGCUGCCAAGGAGCGGAGCAGGGAGGUGGCAAAGCACCUGGUCGCGGAAUUUCCGGGCAACAAGGCCGAGAUUGAGAUGCGGGUGACACGGAGCUGGGAGGAGCGCAGCGCCUUCCCCUUCGCGGGUCUGUGGGCGCGCGCCAAGGCGGCCGGAGGUUCCAGCAGUGGAGGCGGAGGCAGAUGCGGAGGCGGCGGAGGCGGUGGCGGCGCGGGCAAGGGCGAGCAGCUGCUGUGUGCGGCGCUGCUGCGCCUGCACCUGGACGCGAGGGACAGCAAGAAGAGCCUUGUGCAGGUGCUCUACAUGUCCACCAUCCCAAGGCGGCAGCGGCAGGGCCUGGGACGCCUCCUCACCCGGUGCCUGCAGCAGGCGGCGCACGAGGCGGGGCAGCAGCACAUGACGGUGGUGCUGGCCGGUCCGGACGUGCGGCCCUUCUGGACAAAGCUGGGGUUCGCGGCGCCGGCCCGUAGCUCACCCGAGGAGCUCGUGUGCAGCCAGAGCGCCGCGAGUGCGGCGGGGCAGACCAAGGAGGUUUGGCUCGCGCACCUGUCGGCGCUGCAACCUGCAGAGCUGGUGGCGGAGGCGGUGCAACGUGCUCAGGGCGCCAGGCAACGUGCGCUGGGGCUGUCGGCGACUGAGCCCGCAUCCCAGUUGCAGGAGGCGCCGCAGCCGCAGCCGCAGCACCGAGCGGAUGCGGCACAGCAGCUGCCUGCUGCUACCAGCGCUGCAGCGGAGGGCAGCAAUGAUGCUGCUGUACCAUCACCCGAGCUUGCACCUCUUGGUGCUGCGCCAAGCGAGCCACCGCUGAUGUCCCUGGCGGCGGCAUUGGGUACGGUCGUGAAGCAAGAACCACAGACACCGCAGCAGCAGCCAACGCAGAAGCAGGUGCAAGGGGAACCAGCAGCAGAGCAGCCAACACACCAGCGGCCACAGACACAAGCACAGUCUUUGCCACUGCAGCCGGGGCCGCCGCUGUCGGCGACUGGUCGGCUCGGCGCCGGUGGCUGGACGCGGGUCAUUGCGACGCCAGCAGUUGCCGCGGCUAGCAGUGCCGCUGCUGCCGGCGGGGCCCUUUCGGGUCAGUCGGCUGUUGCCGCUGCUGCGGCUGCUACUGCUGCUCCAGAUGCGGUUCCGGCUGCACUCAGCCAGCGCGGCGCCGGUGGCUGGUCCCGGGUCGCUUCGGCUCCGGCUCCGCCUCAGGCGACGGCGGCAACAGCUGCCGCAGGAAGUGCCGCCGCCAGUGGGGCCACUGCGGGACAGCCGCACGAACAGCUGCAGCAUCAGCAGCACCCGGCCGCGGCUGCUGAUGUUGUGGCUGCUGCUCCACGUCCAGCAUCGUUGCCGGUGGCGGCAGCUGCAUAUGACGGCACCAGGGCGAGGUGCAGCAGCCCUGAGGGCGGGCGGCGCCCCAGCAGCGGCAGUGCGGCUGUCCCUACUGCUGCCGCCAAUGGCUCGGCGGGCAUUGCCGCUGCAAUGGUUAAAACAGAAACCGCAGCGCUGGGGCCGUAUGGGGAAGCGGCAGCGGCAGCGGCGGCCGGUGACGGCGCCACGGCUUCUGCUGCUGGGCCUUCAGGGGACAGGGAAAGUGCUGCGACAACAGCCCGGGCUGCGGCUGCGGCGCGUGGUGACGGAGCUGGGCGGCAAGGCAGUGUGGACCGGGAGGCGGCAGGCGGCAGUGCUACGGCGCUGUUGCUGGGAGGCCCUCAUGCUGCUGCUGCGGCGGUGGCGGCUGGCGGCGGCUCUAGCAACAGGCCGGACCACAGCAUGGCGCCAACGUCUGCUUCGCCGGCCCAAUCGCAUGACAGGGUGGAGGAACCUGCUGGCAGUAGGGGGGGAAGCGGAGAGGGCAGCGGGGAGGGCAGCGGAGAGGGCAGCGGGGAGGGCAGCGGGGAGGGCAGCGGGGAGGACAGCGUGCAGGCGGAUGCCGAGCGGGACGCUGAGGGGCAGCAGCAAGAGGAAGAGGGAGAGGAAGAGGACAAAGAGCAGGAGCAGGAGGAGGAGCGGGAGGAGGAGCGGGGGGAGGAGCGGGAGGAGGAGCAGGAGCAGGAGCAAGGCCCGGGCGAGGAGGUGGAAACGCGCGGCCAGGGCGCCGGGCCGUCCAGUGCGGGGCGGACCAGCGGCACCGCGCGGCAGAAACGAGAAGCGGCCCGGGCUGCGGCUAAGCGCUCGGGCCGGUCGCGGAAACAGGCGCGUGUUGAAGAGCAGGGCCAGGGCGAGGGAAGUCAGCCCGCAGUGGAGACGGAGGCGACAGCGGUGACAAACAGCCAGCAGGGGCAGUCACCCGCAGCCCCUCAGCCCAAGAGGGCCCGGCGCAGCCAGCCUAAGAAGGAGGUGGCACUCAAGGGCGCCAAGCCUACGACUCCAAACCAACGUGCGUGGGCCCUCAUCUUCACACACGUUGCCGGCACGCUGGGUCCCCGUAAUGGCCUGUACGGACCUGGCAUGUUGGUGGAGGAGAUUGUGCGUGGCGGCCUGGCCUGUCGCGACAUGUUCAUUGCGUCUCGGGCGGGGCUGGACGCGCUGGCGGAGGGGGUGGAGGCCAAGCAGCAUGCGUGCCUGGGCACGUACCCAAUGCCGUCGCUGGAUUCCUGGGAGACAGCGGAGAUGGCCAUGGUUGGGCUGGCGCGGGACGCUGACGCGUACCUCAACAUGGACUGGCAACUCUGGGACCGAGUGCUCGGCAAGCCGCUGAACUGCCACCUCUGGGAGCUACGGAGAGCCAUCCGCUUCCUCAACCUCGACUGGAAAGCGGGAUGCUUCUUCGUGCCGGACAUGUGCGAGGACAAGUCCGAGCUGGCAGCGGCGCUGCACAAGCACUUCCGUCUGCCCGAGGGCGGCGUCUGCCCCGUGCAGGCGCGGCUGUGGGUGGCACUGAGGCAGGAGCGGGGUGCCAGCCCUUUGAGGUGGCCAGGCGGCUCAGGCGAGCUGUUCGGCGCUCUAGAGGCCCUGGCGAACCGGGCCAAGGACCCGCGCGCUGAGCGGGCCUGGCGCCAGGAGGACGUCCGGAGCUGCCGCCGGCUGGUGGUCGCGGAGUUUGGGUGCGCGGCCGCUGUCAUGGACGCGCACCGAGUGCUGCUUGCUCGUGAGGAGGAGGUGCGGCAGCAGAAAGCGGAGGUGCAUCGCGCGGCGCUGCAGAAACUGAGGCAGGAGGCAUUGCGGCGGCUGGAUGCCCCGCAGCCGUGGGCAGAGGGGGUGGAGCCAGCAGUUGGCAGGGACGCGCUUUUGGGGCAGCUGCAGAAGUACCGAAGCAGCCUGCAGUCACAGCUCAAACAGCUGAAGAAGGCACGCAAAGCUGCCGGGCAUGAGUUACAUCAGUUGCAGCCGCAGCGUGAGCGGCUCCCAGCAGCCCAUGGCCCGGCCGUGCAGCCCCUACCGGCGCCUCCCACGCAGCAGCAGGAGCAGCCUCCUCAGCCGCAGGCCCAACAACCCGCGGACCAGCCGCCGCCACCGCAGCAGCGACAGCAGCAGCCGCAGCACCAGCACCAGCAGCAGCAGCAGGUGCGCCUGCAGCUGGAAGAGCAGCAACGUCGGGAGGCAGGGGAGGCAGAGGAUGCGCGCUGGAAGAGCGAGGAGGCGCGCCGCAAGACAGAGGACACGAAGCGGCAGCUGGAGGACAAGCAGCGCAGCAAGGAGGACGCCCGCCGGCAGAGUGAGGACAACAGGCGCCGCAACGAGGACCGCCGCAGGCAGCAGGAGGAUGAGCGGCGGCGGCAGGAGGACGACCGGCGCGCGCAGGCUUUGGCGCGGCGUGACCGGGAGGCGCAGGCGCAGGCGCAGGCGCAGGCGCAGGCGCAGGCGCAGGCGCAGGCGCAGGCGCAGGCGCAGGCGCAGGCGCAGGCGCAGGCGCAGGCGCAGGCGCAGGCGCAGGCGCAGGCGCAGGCGCAGGCGCAGGCGCAGGCACAGGCGCAGGCGCAGACGCAGGCGCAGGCGCAGACGCAGGCGCAGGCGCAGGCGCAGACGCAGACGCAGACGCAGACACAAACGCUGCCGCAGCCGCAGCCGCAGCCGCAGCGGAAUCUGCUACCCUUGCCUGAUCCCAGGGUGGGGAUGCCAUUGCCAGCGACGUCAGCACUGCAGCACGGGCGGCUUGGUCCGCGACCCGUGCUGCCGCCGCCGCCGCUGCACUUACUGGAGGGCGCGCCGCACCAUCAGCAACUGUACAGCUUUGCGCCAGGCCAUCAGGAGCUGGCCUGGCAGCUACACGGACACCACAGCCAACGCCAUCAGCCCUGGCAGCCUUGUCAGCCGCUCCAUUGGAACUCAUAUCACUACCAGCAGCAGCGCUCGCAAUGGCAAGCGCAGGAGCGAGCGCAGCAGCAAGCGCAGCAGCAAGCGCAGCAGCAAGCGCAGCAGCAAGCGCAGCAGCGAGCGCAGCAGCAAGCGCAGCAGCAAGCGCAACGGCAAGUGCAGCAGCAGGCGUUACAGCAAGCGCGACAACGGAAGGAGGCGGAGCUGCAGCAGCGUCUGGCAGUGCUGGAUAGUAGUCAGGCCGACAUCGAGCAGAAGAUUCGCGAGAUAGGCUGGCAUAGGGAGGUCAUGAACGUGCUGCACACAGAGGCACAGAGCGCGGAGCUGGCGCGCCUGACGGAAUUGGCGGCAGCAGAGGACGCGCCGGCAGCAUUGCGCGCAGCGGUGCAGGGCUAUGAGGAGCGGCGACUGGACUUCCUGGCCUACAAGAUGGAGCGACACGACGGCGGCGGCAAGCAGCGACUUCUCGAACGCUUGCACUGUGCCUGCGGCGGCUGGCCACAUCCUUCAUGCUGGCUGGUGCUGUGCUCCACCUGCUGCAAGGCGCUGCCCAAGCAGGCGGGCUGCUGCCCCGCCGGGGCGCACUAGUUGCUUGCCGGGAAGGGGCGGAGGGGCUGUUGGCAUGCAUGAGUGGACACGCUCGUGAUGGCGGCGUGUGGUGGGCGCGGGUUGCGGGUCGCAUGGGAGUCCUCGCAGCAGGGGAAGAGGUGGGCCAUGGACCUAUAGUCGUUUCUGGCUGGUUGGACUUGAUGAGGGAAGGAGACAUGGAGUGCGGUUGCAGGGAAUUGUGUGCGGGAGGCAGGGAGGGAAGCACCAUACUGCGGAUGGAGGGUCCCCGACCGGCCGACCCCGGCAAUGGAGUGUGAUAGAAGAGGAGGUGCCCAGCCUCGGCGCCGGCCUGGAGCUCAAGACCUUGGGUGCUCAUCAGGCAUAGCUGGU